UGUGGAAGUCAGACUGAGUCCAGUAUCAGACAGGAACUAGGAAGUGUGACUAUCUUCUGAGCUUCAACACUAAAUACGGCAGUGAACAGGAGCAGGAAUGUCACAAUCCGCUGCGCAGUCAGAGCUGAGGCUGGUGGUGCUGGGCCGGUCAGGGGCAGGCAAGAGAUCAGCAGUCAGCACCAUCCUGAGCCUGCAAGACACUCCGCAGGGCACAGAGGCUGCUGCCAUCCAGGAGUGCAGCAAACACAGAGGAGAGGCUGCAGGCAGACAGGUGGUGGUCGUCUCCAGUCCGGCCUGGUUCGGCUCAGGCUGCGACCCGGAGGAGAGGAGAAGACACAUAUCCUCCUUUAUCUCCUUAUCCAGCCCUGGAGCACACGCCUUCCUGCUGUGUGUCCCUGUGAACCAGCCAGCCGACGAGGAGGCCAAGGCGCUGGACGUCCUGAAGGAGCUGCUUGGCCCCUCUUCAGUCAGCAUGCACACCAUUGUUCUCUUCACCCACACUGAAGAGCUGGAGGAGGGCGAGCAGCUGGAGGAAUACCUGAUCACAUGGCGCAAGGACCUCCAGGAGCUGGUGGGAACAUGUGGCGACCGCUACCACACCCUGGAGACCCGCAGUGGAGACCCGGCGGAGGGGAAAGCUGUGGAGGAGCUGCUGGAGAAGGUGGAGCAGGUGGUGAGAGAGAGUGGGACGCAACACUUCAGCUGUCCUCUGUACCAGGAAGCUGAGGACAGAGUGAGAGAGAGGCAGCUGGAGCUGGUGAGACAGACGAAGGACUCAGAGGAUGAUGUCACAGAAGAAGAAAUUGAGGCGGUCCGGGAAGAGGCAGAGAGGAGCGUCGGGGACCUGAAUGUGGAUGUAGAUAGUAUUUUCCCCUGUUCCAGUGUCUCUGCUGCUCCUUCCUUUCUCGGGGGCCUGUGGGAGAAGCUGACAGGCUGGAUCAAGUGGCUGCCCAGAGUGAUGAGACGGGAGGCCCUGCUGGGAGCACUGGUCGGCCUGUUUGUGGGGGGCCCGAUUGGAGGUAUCAUGGGUGCCACUGUGGGGUCAGUGGCUACUGAGGUGGGGAGAAGAAAAACACAGAAAACUAAAUGAGAGCUAAUCUUAUAUGAAUGUAUUAUGCAUUGAGUUGCACUUAAAGUUUGUUCACUGUGUUCAGCACACUAUUGUAUUACUGAGCUACUAGUUUAGCAGCUAGCAUCUGUCACAACAGUAUCUAAGCUUGACCACUGAGCAGAGCACUACUCUUUAAUAAAGCAUACAGUAUUAUCUAACGGCUUUAUUAAUGGUUUAUAAACCAUGCUUCAUAGAUCACUAAUAACCAUUGGUGGAAUGUAACUAAGUACAUUUACUCAAGUACUGCACUUAAGUACAAUUUUGAGGUAUUUGUACUUUUCUUGAGUAUUUCCAUUCUAUGUAACUUUAUACUUCUACUCCACUACAUUUAGCUGACAGGUCAAAUUUUUACAUACAAAUAUGAUCAAUUUAAAUUGAUUUAACAUUAAAUUAAACCUCAUAACAUUAUUAUUUAGUUAAAAUGAGCCCUGCCUUGAGAAAAUAAAACAAAUCCAAUAAUAUAUAUGGAAUAAAUAUAACAAUAGGAGUCGGUCCAUUCUGCAUAACAAGUACUUUUACUUUUGAUACUCUAAGUACAUUUUGAUGCUGAUACUUUGUACUUUUAGUUAAGUAAGUUUUAAAUGCAGGACUUUUACUUGUUGUGGAGUAAUUCUGCAGUGUGGUAUUAGUAAUUUUAUUUCAGUAAGAGAUCUUUAUGCUUUUCCACCACUGCUAACAACCCAUUAAUAAGAACAGUAUUUGGGUUUCCAGGUUGAAUAAAAUAAAACCCUUUCAUUAGUGCAAGUGGCAACAUCUGGGCCUUAAAAGUGGAGACAAUGUGAAGUGCCUUAAGCCUGCAUUCUUGUUAAAGGCCAGCAGGGGGCGCCUCCACUGAUUGAUUGAUUUUAUGCGAUAAUAACCCUACUCCUCACAUGAUUUAUUACCUCAGAAAGCAUUUUUCCAAUGAGUUUAUGCUCUCACUCUCUUCUUCAUUACAGCAGGAUUAUUUAUUACAUAAAUUAUGUUCUGAUUUAGAGUAAAAUACACGAUUCAGUAGUCAGUUACAAGGUAGCAACACCCUGAAGCAUACCCUACAGUUCGUGGUUAGUAAAGCUUACUUUCCAUUUAGAAACUCUGUAGAUCACCGGAAGUCAUGGCAGGGCAGCCGAAGGACAUUAUAGGUAAAACCAGAAAAUCUUCACCAAAGGUAGUAACCCAGCUGAUGGUGUGUUAGCUCCUUAAAGCUGCUUCUUGCUGCAGUUUGUACCCACUUACCAAAUUUACAUAGUGCAAGAACAGGUCAUCGUGGCACAGAGUGGGAAUGAAAGAGGAACCAUCCUCCAUAUUGAAAAUCAGUGUGGCACGAAAAUCAUUUUAAAGCUGUUAUAAUAAGUUAUUUAAGCCUAACUGAUGCAGUGAGUAGCUUUUCAUUUCUAAAACAACCAUGUCAGAAGACAUAUCCUGCGGACAUAUCCUGCGGUUGUGGAAAAGAUGUUACUCUAAAAUACUAAAAUUAAAACUGUCCAACGCAAUAACCUAAAAGUAGAACUCACGGCUAUGUUAAAUAGUGAAAGUAAGACUAUUUCCACACACACAAUGCCAAAAGAACUCAAGGGAUUGGUAUUUAACAGCUGUGUAGCCUUAAGAAAACCACUUAUCAGUGAGGCUAAUCGGAAAAAAAGUUUCACUAUGCUCGGGAGCAUAAGUGAGGGGUGAGGGGUUCAACAGAUGCAGUGAUGUACUUAUUAGAGGUGGGGGAAAAAAUCGAAACAGGAUAGCAUCACUAUAUUUUGAGUGGCAAUCUAUCGAUUCAUGGCCGCCAAGUAUCGAUAUUUAGCGUUCCAACAGCUAGCGGGCAUCAGUGUUUUCUGCUUUUUUUUUCUUUUCGGAGGCCGAAGCGGGCUCAUAUUUAGAAAUAUACUGGGAUACACUGGCAUUAUAUGAAACUAGAAGAUCUAAGGAAUCUAUAGGCACCAUAUUGUGUUGGGAAGUUGUCAAAAAUGCUGCAAAGUUAGUCUUUUUUAAUGUUUCAUUAAAAAAAAUCAGAGCAGUGAAGCUUAAAGUUGAGUAAAGUUUGAUAAAAUGCUGCAGUUGUUGUCGUCCAUACAUGUUUGAUAUCAGUUGAGUUCAGUUUGACUGAAUACUUUGUUGGUCAGUCUGUGGGUUUGACUCUCAUUGUAAUGAAUAGACUGAGAAUUUUCUCUUAUUUGACAAAACAAUUCUUGAUUGAAUUUAAUUUUCUGGACACAAAAUGCAGUUAAACAGUUAAAUCACAAUAUAUUGUAUCAUAAUACUCACCAUUUCGCAAAAUGCUUAAAAUCACCAUAAUAUCGUAUCAUGACUCACGUAAAAUGGCAUCGUGGGGCCUCUGGUGGUU
Centropristis striata (black sea bass) is the source of this 3428-nucleotide messenger RNA. RefSeq lists its product as uncharacterized. The record is from RefSeq and is a predicted model, not a curated record. Gene Ontology annotation, molecular function: GTP binding. NCBI's taxonomy places the organism in Eukaryota, Metazoa, Chordata, Actinopteri, Perciformes, Serranidae. The transcript is spliced from 3 exons. Bases 98 to 1090 code for a protein of 330 amino acids.